Messenger RNA from Zasmidium cellare ATCC 36951, 1869 nucleotides. RefSeq lists its product as uncharacterized. Lineage: Eukaryota; Fungi; Ascomycota; Dothideomycetes; Mycosphaerellales; Mycosphaerellaceae. The record is from RefSeq and is a predicted model, not a curated record. The transcript is spliced from 2 exons. Bases 1 to 1869 code for a protein of 622 amino acids.
AUGGCUCCUAUUCCCUUCAUCGGCCGCCUGCAUGUGUCCGAGUACCUGGCUCUCGGCGCUUCCUUCGUCCUGCUGGGUCUCGAGGUCUUCGUCCGGACAAUCACGCUUCUACUCCCGACGCCUAUAAUCCGCUUCUUGUACCGCCUGAGCCGCAAUGCCUUCAAUAGCCUGUCUUCGCCCUACUCGCGCCGAGCCCGCAAUCGCAAGAAGGCUGUUUCGAGCCCGAUAGCUCAAGCCCAUGACUUCACGGAGCUGUGUGAGCUAUAUGGAUACUAUGCCGAAGAACAUGUCGUGCAGACGAAAGACGGGUUUCUGUUGGGAGUGCACCGUCUGGCGUGGAAGAGGGGUGAAGAAGACCAGCGUGUCAACUCUGGACCCGGCAGCAUUCAGAAGAAGGUUUGCUAUCUACACCAUGGCUUGAUGAUGAACAGCGAGGUUUGGGUCUGCAUUACGGAACGGGAACGAUGUCUGCCUUUCCUUUUGGUCGAGCAAGGAUACGACGUCUGGCUUGGCAACAACCGCGGCAACAAAUACAGCAAGAAGAGCAUGCACUACGCUCCUACAGAGCUUCCUUUCUGGAACUUCAGCAUGGACCAGUUCGCAUUCCAUGAUAUCCCCGACAGUAUCAACUACAUCCUCAGCACCACGCAUCAGCCCAGUCUUUCGUAUAUUGGAUUCAGUCAAGGCACCGCUCAAGCCUUCGCCACGCUGUCGAUCCACCCGACCCUCAACUCCAAAGUCGACGUCUUUGUUGCUCUUGCGCCAGCCAUGGCUCCUCCUGGACUUGCGUCUGGUAUUGUCAGUUCUUUGGUCAAGUCCAAUCCGGAGGUUCUGUUCCUGCUCUUCGGACGUCGCGCAAUCCUUGGCUCAACCACCAUGUGGCAGGCUCUCUUGUACCCGGGAAUCUUCAGCUUCGUCAUCGACAAGAGUUUGUCAUUCCUCUUUGGUUGGAGAAUGCUCAACAUUGCACCUCAUCAGAAGCUGGCCGCUUACCCUCACUUGUUCUCAUUCACCAGCACCAAGAGUGUCGUCCACUGGUUUCAGAUCAUUCGCAAUGGCAAGUUCCAGAUGUUUGACGACGAGGUCUCCAGUCCGGCAAAUUUCAGCUCUGGCAGCAAGUACUACAAGGUCGCCAAAUUUCCAACCCGCAAUAUCAAAACACCAAUUGUGCUUGUGUACGGAGGCAGCGACUCCCUUGUCGACAUCAACGUCAUGUUGAAGGAGCUGCCAAAGCAUACAGUCGCUAAGUGUGUACCAAAGUACGAACAUUUGGACCUGCUUUGGGCCCACGACGUCGAUAGGCUCGUCUUCCCGCAUGUUCUACAGGCUUUGGAGAACUUCGCCCAACCAUCCGAAACAAAGGAACAGGCGCUUGGUUGGAGCACCAAUAUGCAUUCUCGUCCAAGCAUCUUCGAUGGCACCAGCAUGUUGACACCUAAUGGAUCUCAGCCACCUGGGUACUCGGAAGAUGAAAGUGCUCGCAGAUACACAGCAAGCGGCAUGCCCCAGACACCAGCAUUCGAGUACGAACGUCCAUCGACCGCUGAAGAGCAACUGGACGAGUCCGACGAAGACGAUUACGCCGACGACAGUUUAGACCGAUCAGAAGAACUAGCAUUCACGCCCUCCUCUUUCGCCCACUCAUCUCGACCUCCAGUCUCGAACGCGGUAGCCGCUGGUGUCCGUCUACCCGAGAGUGCUGUACGUUCUGCGUCGCGAUCGUCCGAAGCCACGUUAACCUUACAUCAACCCGAACGCGACAUGUCUCGACUCGAAGCAUCGAUUCGCCCGUUCAGCCUGCGUCGAUGCAAGUUCCCGUCGAUUCGCCUAUUGCAAGCACGAGCACGGCUACGGAUCAGACGGUCGUGA